Messenger RNA from Prunus armeniaca (apricot), 1068 nucleotides. Lineage: Eukaryota; Viridiplantae; Streptophyta; Magnoliopsida; Rosales; Rosaceae. The record is from the annotation of a GenBank genome assembly.
AUGGCUCGAUCUGCAUUAGAUGAGACCUCACUAUCUGGUGCAUUUGUGAGAACUGCUUCUGUAUUCCGUAACUUCAUUUCACGGGACCCAAAUUCGCAGUUUCCAGCAGAACCUGGAAGAUAUCAUCUGUAUAUAUCAUAUGCUUGCCCUUGGGCUUCCAGGUGCCUUGCAUAUUUGAAAAUUAAAGGACUUGAGAAAGCCAUCAGCUUUACGUCAGUCAAACCCAUAUGGGAAAGAACAAAAGAAAGUGAUGAGCAUAUGGGGUGGGUUUUUCCUGCUUCUGAUACAGAGCUAGCAGGAGCUGAACCUGACCCUUUGAAUGGAGCAAAAAGUAUUAGAGAACUUUAUGAGCUUGCAAGCACCAACUAUACCGGAAAGUACACAGUUCCAGUUCUAUGGGAUAAAAGACUCAAAACAAUUGUCAGUAACGAGAGUGCAGAGAUUAUUCGCAUGUUCAAUACUGAAUUCAACAAUAUAGCAGAAAACGCAGCUUUGGACUUGUAUCCUCCUCACUUGCAAUCCCAAAUUGAUCAGAGUAAUGAAUGGAUAUAUAACAAGAUAAAUAAUGGCGUCUAUAAAUGUGGGUUUGCAAGGAAGCAAGAGCCUUAUGAUGAGGCUGUGAAACAAUUGUACGAAGCUUUAGACAAAUGCGAGGAGAUACUGAGCAAGCAACGAUACUUGUGUGGGAACACAUUGUCUGAAGCAGAUAUUCGGUUGUUUGUCACUAUUAUAAGAUUUGAUGAGGUUUAUGCAGUGCACUUCAAGUGCAACAAGAAAUUACUACGAGAGUACCCAAAUUUGUUUAACUACACCAAAGAAAUUUUCCAAGUUCCUGGGAUGAGCAGCACCGUCAACAUAGAUCACAUAAAACGACACUAUUAUGGAAGCCAUCCCUCCAUCAAUCCAUUUGGCAUAAUUCCCAGCGGACCAGAUAUCGACUUUUCUUCUCCUCACGACAGAGACAGCUCGUUUGUCGGACCAUCUGUCUUGUGCCAUUAUGUUAAACUCUUGAUUGCCAAUCUUAAGGAGUGCGUUAUCAGAUUUUACGCAAAAGCGCUAAUCGGUUAG